AUGGGUCAUCAACCAAGAAUCCUUAUCUGGAAUGUCAAGGAACGUGUACUGAUGCAUCAAUGUCGUGCUCACAAAUUUGGUGUCUUGUCCGUGGCAUUUUCUCCGAAUAUGCGUUACCUUGUAUCGGUUGGAUUUCAACAUGAUGGAUAUCUCUAUGUAUGGAAUUGGCGCAAGGGAAUCAAAUUAGCAAGCAAUAAAGUCACAAGUAAAGUCAACGCUUUAUCUUUUUCAAAUGAUAGUUCUUAUUUUAUCACUGCUGGUUUACGACAUGUCAAAUAUUGGUAUUUGGAUGCUCAUGGUCGUCUUCCGAAACGAGGAAAUCUAUCUUCAAGAGAAACUCAGGUUUUGGAUGGUCGUUCAGGUAUUCUUGGUGCUCUCCGGGAUUGCAAUUUCGUCGACGUGGCUUGUGAUCAAUCUGAAAACGUGUACUUUAUUACUGAUUCGGGUAUUCUAUGUAUCUUUAAAGAGAAUCGUGGGAUUGAUAAGUGGGUCAAUUUGCAGGUCUCAAAUGCUUACUCAAUCACUGUAUCGUCAGAUUAUAUCAUGUGUGCCUCAUCCCAUGGUAUCAUCAGACUCUUUGAACCUGUCACUUUGAAAUACUUUGGUGUGUUACCGAAACCUCAUCCUUUAGGAAUGGAUAUCAGUUCUAUCUCUUCGCCUGAUAUGUUGCCACAACAAACUGAUCAAGAUAUCUAUUAUCCAGAUGUUGUUGCUCUUACUUACAACGAAUCCAUCGCCAAACUUACCGCCAUUUAUUCCGAUCGAAGUUUAUAUAUAUGGGAUGUCAAAAACAUAAAGAAAAUUGGGAAAUAUCGAAGUUUUAUUGCGCACAGCGACUGUGUUUGGGGCACACGAUCCAAUGCAGAUUCACCAGCAUCUACAUCCAAUAUUCCACCCAACUCAUUUGCAACCUUCUCUGCUGACGGAACUGUGCGAUUUUGGAAUCUCGAUCAUACCCAACUAUCUCAUUCAUCUUCAUCUUCAUCACCUCUUACUUCACCUUCAUCUUAUUCGUCUCCAGAACCGCCUUCUAGUCUUUCUAUGACUUCUUCGCCAUCAUCCGAUACUGUGACUUCAAGUAUCAGUACAACAAGUCUAUCAUUUGUUCGAAAGAAUAUAUACUCCCGGGAAUUGGUCAGAAUGCUUUAUGUUGAUCCUGAUGCUGCUGAAUUUUCCAAAUUAAGAAGAGAUGUCGAUCUAGCUGAAGAUCAAUGCCCAGAUUUCGGUAUUCGCUCACUCAAAAUGGAUCAUAGUGGCAAGUGGAUGGCAACUGGCGAUCGAAAUGGAAAUCUUCGAGUACAUGAUAUGGAAACAUGGGAGCAAAUCACUUAUCAAGAAGCCCACGAUUCUGAAAUCUUGUCUAUCGAUAUUAGCAAUCCUGUCAAUGAAGGCUCUCCCUAUUUGAUUGCAACUGCAAGUCGUGAUCGAUUACUUCAUAUAUUUGAUAUCCGCAAAAACUUUCGCCUGGUGCAAAGUUUAGAUGACCACUCCUCCUCGAUUACAGCGGUACGCUUCACGAAAAAUGCAGAACGACUUGUUAGUUGUGGAGCAGACAAAGGCGUUAUCUUUCGACAAUAUACGACAAUACCAUCGACAAGUCCUGUGGGCGACCAUCUGAAUUCAACCUAUGUCAACUAUCAUAACCAUUCAGGUCGUAGUACUGUAUUCGAUAUGACUUUGGAUGUGACUAACUGUUUUGCAGCAACAGUGACAGGCGAACGACGACUCUUUGUAUUCAACGUGGAAACUGGAAAACCUUUUCGUGUAUACAAACCUGAAACACCUGAAGAGAUAGCGACCGGUGCCUGUGUUGAAAACUCUGGUGGAAGCUUGAUUAAUAUUGACUUGGACCCAUUAUCAGGCACUUAUGCUGUCACAAGUGGAUCGGAUCGAUGUUUACGGUUAUUUGAUUUGAUGUCUGGUGUUUGCAUUGAAAAGAUCUGCGCUCAUGCUGAAAUGAUUACGUGUGUCAAAUUUGUUCCUGGUCCCAAAAGCUCUCUCCGUGUGGUCAGUACUUGUUCUGAUGGUACUAUUUUUGUUUGGUCUGUGGGGAAAGAACUGAUCACCAAGAUGAAGACAAGAUCCAUAGAACAUGGCAACAAGUCUGUGCAUGAUGGCGUGUUAAGCAAGAACGCUGCAACUUGUCAACUACCACGAUCACGGCGAGUAUCUACGACUUCCAUGGUACGACCGACACCAACUCUAUCACAAAUGAUUCGACAAGGUGAACGGAAAACAUUCUCUACAGUUUCUCAAUCAGAACACAAGUAUGAUGAUCUAUAUAACAAGAAGAUCAAUCGAAAACAACAACGCGACCCAACUACUAACACCAGCAUUAUUAUUCCAACUGUCCAAUCCAAUGUUCAAAGUAAUACAUCACCGGAAUCAGCAUCACCAAGUCCUGUACCUCAGGGGAAACUAGAACGUCUUUACAAUGGUAUACCUACCACUGGAGCCAGAGAUCGUAGUAUCAAUAUGAUGAAUCAUCGCCUCCAUCCAACCUCUUUUGGCCCUAUGAUGGCACAACGAAUGAAUCCUGUACUUAGAAAGCAAUUAUCUCGCGAAGCUCUAUUGAAAAAGGACCAUCAUAAAUCUCGACUAAGAAGUAAUGAUGCAACCACAAAACGGUCAAACUCUGGUGAUACAAUGGAAGCAACACGACGACCAAAUGAUGACAACCUUAUAAAUACUGAAGUCUCGGAUAAAAAAUCAACAGACACAACGUUGAAUGACAAUGAAGCAGCAUGUCAGCACGAUGAUGACAUUGAUAACUACAAUGGUGGUGGUGAUGAUGGUGGUAAUGUGGACGAUGAAGAUGGUGAAGACGAUGAAGACGAGGACGAAGAAGAAGAGGAAGAAGAAGAAGACAUUAUCUUUAUCGAUGCACCUCAGGAUUUGGAUGAUAUUGGGAAACCUAUCGAAGUUUCAGCACAUGAUAUUGGAAGCGCCAGCAGUAGCAGCUCAAGCAGAGAUGAAACAACAGAUGAAUCGGCUCAACAAACAAACCAAACUGGCGAAGAUGAUGAAGAAGAAGAAUUAAUUUUGGAUGAAGAGGAAGACAGUGAAGAAAACACCGACGAAGCCAUGAUCAAGGCAAUCACUGCAAGGGAAGCGCCACGAAUGACAACCUCACUCAGUAGAACAACCUCAACAUCCAUAACAAGGAAAAAGAUGGAUGAUCAUCGACUUGCACUAGAAUAUCAGCAUCUGCAACAGAACAGUAACAAUUCUCACUCGUCAGUACCCUCUUCACCAACAUCAACUCUCGUAUCAGCGACACCUAUUGACUAUUUGGAUACAUCAUCACCAUCAAAGGAUACCGAUAACAAGGCCAGUAAAGACAUAUCAGCACUUACAAAACUACACAAAAAAUUGGAGAAAUCGAAAAAGCGUCAAAAUGAUUCGAUGGAAAAUAUCUUAUCUGAUUUAGAUGGAGCCAAGAUCUUAUUGGAUAGUGUAUUGGUAGCAUAUUCGACAAUGCUCAAGAACAAAACAACAUCAAGUCCUGUUGUACAAAUUGAAAAUAAACUUCGAACGAUGGUACAAAGUGUGAAUCAAGUAUUAGGUGAAAAACAAGAUCAACAACAAGAUCCUGCUACUUUAGCCAUGUUGGAUAAAUACUCUUCUCUUUUAGUGAAUAUGGUAGAAUCCAAAUUGCAAUCCUAG
Halteromyces radiatus is the source of this 3666-nucleotide messenger RNA. RefSeq names its product WD40-repeat-containing domain protein. The transcript has 11 exons. Gene Ontology annotation, cellular component: mitotic spindle. Gene Ontology annotation, molecular function: protein binding. The coding region runs from base 1 to 3666 and encodes 1221 amino acids. Gene Ontology annotation, biological process: regulation of mitotic cell cycle; mitotic spindle organization. The record is from RefSeq and is a predicted model, not a curated record. Lineage: Eukaryota; Fungi; Mucoromycota; Mucoromycetes; Mucorales; Cunninghamellaceae.